AUGGAAUCAGCCCGUGCUCCAGGGACGGUCGACCUCAUUUCCGCUCACGGCCCCGAAGAAGAAUGGUCCCCAUUGACAGAUGGCUUCGGGGGUUUGGUCGACAUUGAAACCCUUGCCGGCGGCAGUGGCCAAACAAACCCUAGACUCGACACCGAAAACCUGUAUGACGAUGACAUGAUCGGCGUCAGUAUGAGUCGAGUCCAAACACAGAUGAGAUCUCCACAAACCCCUGUGGCCGAGAAGGCUAAGGCUCUCAAUCUACCGGUCGACUAUUUCCGCAGAAUUCUAGCACUGUCAGAAGAUUCUGAAGACGACGACUCCAGCGAUGCAGCAAAUGAUACCCAGCCCAGCACACCGAACGCUAACCUGAGGCCACCUGCGCUCUACCAGAGUGGUGCCGAACCAUCCGCCUUACGCCAGAAUAGCAGAACGAGUGCCUCUACGCACGAUUCGAUUUUGGCCAAUCAGCAUGAGCGACACACUAGGCAUUUCGUCAGUGAACCAGAUAUCCCCUGUAUCAAGACACAGUCUCCACAGGAUUCGAAGGUAGAAGAUGCAGAUGAACCUGCGAGGCCACUCUACGAGCAUCCACUCCCGCCGCACCCGAACCGUAGACCACCCACGCCGCCUGAUGACGAUCAAAUUCCCCGGCAGACACGAAGUUACGAGAACGGCGUGUCACGCGUUAACAACCUCGAAAAAGGCCCCGACUCGCCGCACGCUCACAGAUCGUCCCUAACCAAGAAUAUUUUGAGCGGAGCUGGAAGUGAGCGACGGCGCAGUCUCUCAUCGGCUCCAACGAACUUACUUUCCAACCUGCGAAAACUGUUACCGGAGCUUCCAUAUGGGAAUUUUAACAUGAGUUCCAUCUCUCUUGCCUUUUUGCCGCCGAGCAGCGGGAACUCUGGCCAGCAGAGUCCAGCUGGCGGUCAGAUCACACCAACCAAUAAACCAUUCCGAUGGUCUCUUCGCGAACCACUUCAAAGACGUAGUACUGGCGACACAUAUCGCAAUAUGCAGCCACCGAUGUCGACCCUCGACCUUAGCCCUGUGGCUCGGAGUCAACUAGACGGCAAUGUGGAAUCGUUACUCUCUCCGACCAGUCCAGCGUCAAACACUAGCCGGGCACGUUCCAACUCUGAAGGCUCGAUAUACAUCAGGAGAAGGGUCUCGGGUGUAUCGGCGUACGACGACAUUAGCGCAUUUUCUCACGUUACUGAUAUGGCCAAUUCUCGAUUCAAAGCCAUAACAGACAGUUUCCAGAAUUCGUCCCUCAGAUUGCCUCGGCUGCCCGCACUUCGACAAGUGGCGAAACGACGCACGUCGCCUGCCCAGUUCAACAGAGAGAUCCCUCGAGGAGUGGAUGCGGGCAGUGGCGAUGGACAAGGCCGGGUUUACCAGUACGGAUCGGUCCAGAAGAUGCGGAUUGCAGCAAAGGGCGUCGAGGUGGAAACCCCGCAGCAGCGAGCGCAUCCAAUACUGUCACAUGCGCUCUCAAAGACUACAGGCGACAUUGUUAUUCUGGGUGGGUAUAGGGGAUCAAUCUUGAGAUCAGCACAGCCUCCUCAUCGACAACUCUGGGUUCCUAUCAAAGUCGGACUAAACAUGCGUAAGGUAGAUUUGGAGGUUGGUUUAACUCGAGAGGAUGAAGAGCGCAUGGAGCAGACCGUCAUCCCGUCCGGCAUUCUUUCGCAUAUUGGUCCUAUUGACAUUUGCCGAAGGUUGCUUAAACAUAUGAAGAAAUGCCCCAACACACGUGAGAAUAGACUCCGAGUGCACGACUGGGGUUAUGAUUGGCGGCUCUCUCCUGAUCUGCUUAGCGGAAAGUUGAUCAAGUUCUUGGAAUCGCUGGAGUGCAACCAUCCAGAGACGCCUCACGAGAAGCGAGGGGCCACGGUUAUCGCCCACAGUCUUGGGGGGCUGAUCACACGACAUGCGGUCAAUCAACGUCCGGAUCUCUUUGCGGGCGUGGUUUACGCUGGUGUGCCACAGCACUGUGUCAAUAUUUUGGGACCUUUGCGGAACGGGGACGACGUCCUUUUGAGCUCCAGAGUUCUCACAGCCCAGGUCAAUUUCACGCUCCGAACCAGCUACGCUCUUCUUCCAGAGGACGGCCGCUGCUUUAUCCAGAAGCACACCAACAAGCGGUAUGACCUGGACUUCUUUGAUCCCCACGUCUGGGACGAAUACCACCUGUCUCCCUGCAUCAACCCACCGAUACCACGCAGCUACCGGGAAAAGGAAGAUCGUGAUCGUAGGAAGAGCAUCAUCGGAGCUCUCUCGGAGAGCAUUUCAGGACCCAGCAAACGUACUUCCUGGCUUGUGGGACAAGGUCCCCAAAGCCAAACCUCGCAGCAAACCGAUGCCAGAGAUGGUCUGGAAGAAGCGCGCCAGCAUGCCGUCGACAAGGCACUGGAGGCAGGUCAGGACAUAGAAGGCAAUGCAGAAGGAAUGGUUGGACCGUCGAUGAAACAAUCUCAUCACCGAGGCAGUAUCGCAACUUCGGUAACGAUUCCCAAAGACCUCGCGGAGGACUAUCUUGAUCGGACACUGGCGGAGGUAUCGGUUUUUAAACAGCAGCUGAAGUUCAACCCCAGCCACCAGGAAAACAAUCUUUACCCGCCGCACGCGUUCAUCUUUGGCAAGACGGUGCCCACCGUUUACGGAGCCAGGGUCGCCAAUAAGGAGGCGAUCAAGUAUACGGAUGCAUUCGACGAUCUAGCGUUUGCGGCAGGAGAUGGAGUAGUCCUGGCGAGUGCAGCACAACUACCAGAAGGAUAUCGUUGCGUCAAAGGGGGCCGAGUGGAGAGUGAUCGAGGACAUGUGGGCAUUAUGGGCGACCUAGAAGGCAUGGGCCGCUGUCUCGAGGCAGUAGUUGAUGCCAGAGCUAAGGGCGUUGGGUUGGGAAACUCAUAUGCUCGCCACACGCGGGACUCGAGCGAUUCAUGA
Molecule: messenger RNA, 2949 nt
Organism: Fonsecaea nubica
Lineage: Eukaryota; Fungi; Ascomycota; Eurotiomycetes; Chaetothyriales; Herpotrichiellaceae
Exons: 1
Coding region: 1-2949 (982 amino acids)
Molecular function (GO): triacylglycerol lipase activity
Source: RefSeq, a predicted model, not a curated record